CACGCAUUUGACGUGCAACGAAUGUGCUUCCCAGUAUUUAUCUACCUAGCUAGCUAAUAGCUCCCAAGCCAUCCUCUUCCGGCUAAUUCCACCGCCGCCGCCGCCAUGGGCUUCGACGACGAUGACGAGCCGCCCUUCUUCCGCCAGCAUAACCGGUACGACCUCAACAGCAAGAUCAUGCUCACCGCCAUAAUUUCGCUAUCCUGCGUGGUGUUCAUCGUGACGGUGCUUCAUAUCUACGCGAGAUGCAUCUUGCGGCGCCAGGCGCGGCGGCGCGCCGCGCUGCAGCAGAUGAUGAUCGCCGCCGCAGCCCGCGCUCAUCAGUCCGCCGAGCCGCCGAAGACGGGGCUACACCCCUCGGUCAUAGCGGCUCUCCCCGUAACGGUCUACCAGAAAGUGGAAGAGAGCGAAACGGUUGAGUGUUCGGUCUGCCUGAGCCUCCUGCAGGACGGGGAGAUGGCUCGGACGUUGCCGAACUGCAACCACACUUUCCACGCGGACUGUGUGGACAAAUGGCUCGGAACUCAGUCCACGUGUCCCAUUUGUCGUACGGAGGCCGAGCCGAGCUCCCGCCCGGUCCCCGAGCCUCGGGAGGGCGCCGUUACGGCCCCGCCGCCGUCAAAUCCGCCUCCGUCCGCUCCGCCUCUGGAGCGAGUUGCCUCAUGCGCGAUAAACGCGGAGGGGACUUCCGAGGCCGCCGGCGGAAGUUGCGGAAUGCUGCACCCGUCGGGGAAAGCUGGUGGGCCCAGCAGCUCGAGCUUUCGGUUGAGUUCUUUCAGAAAGAUUCUGAGCGGCAGAGAGAGAUCGUCUAGACGAAUUCAAACUCUUGGCGGAGAAGAUAAUAAUGGUAUUGUACAAGAUCUUGAGAGGCAAUAAUUAAUUAAUUAAUUUCGAUCAUAUUUAUGUAUGACUUUGGUAUCGUGUUCUGUUCAUCAAUCACGAACUGGCCUUACGUUUCAUCAGAUCAUAUUAUACAUACAUUCUUGAAUUAUCUGCUACUUUUCUAUCAGUUAUGUAACGCAAUCUUUACAUGAAUAUCUCCGGCCAUCUACUACUCUGGGCAAAGAGUUUUUUGGUUCUUUAUUUUUUCUUCUCCCUUUGUAUACUUUCUAUCCCUCUCCUUAUGUAAAUUCAUUCAAUAAGAGUAAUAUUUUAUGUAUUUUCACUUUCACUU
Messenger RNA from Ipomoea triloba (trilobed morning glory), 1174 nucleotides. RefSeq names its product RING-H2 finger protein ATL40-like. Bases 106 to 876 code for a protein of 256 amino acids. The transcript has a single exon. The record is from RefSeq and is a predicted model, not a curated record. NCBI's taxonomy places the organism in Eukaryota, Viridiplantae, Streptophyta, Magnoliopsida, Solanales, Convolvulaceae.